CCAUGGAAACAGUUUGAAACAGUUUGUGUAGCGUUCAGAGGGGAACUAGCUCUAGCCUACUAGCUCAUAAUUCUCUGUGCAUUUGAUCUCUAAUACGAUCGUAAUGUGAAAGAUUUAAAUCCAGUUGAGUUAGUGAUUGUAUUAUGAACUAGUAGUUCUCCAUAAAGGUUUCUAUACGACCAUGUUAACACCAGCUAAUGUUAUGUUGAUGGUUAACAACACUCAUGAUGUGAAUCAUUGCGACGUGUGCCUGCAUUUGGCGAUUUUGACAUGAAACGUCAACAACGUUAACAACAACAACGUUAGCAUAAUGCAAAGAUGCCCUUCAGUUUGUUGGACUCUCUUGAUUCGGACACAGACAGCUUGGUCCAGGAAAAGGCCUAUCAGUUGGAGCUUCAGACGCGUAUUGGCAGUAACGUAAACAUUCAAAUCGAGGAAAAUGGUUCAGAUAUCAAUUUGAAGCGAAAUCAUUUCAUUUACGACAGUCUGGAGGUGACACCUGCUACACCCGUGGACAACCGAACUACAAGGACUGACGAGGAAGCGACAAGUGAUGACAGUGACGAGUAUGCAGACCUACGCUACAACCCUGACUGGAGGAGGAAUUUUGAGGAGGCACGUCUGUUCCACAAGCUGCGGACACGGCUCACCUUGGAUAAGGAUGUCUAUGAUGCCACUGCAGGCUCAGAUGAAAGCCUUGGGCAACUCCAGAGCUUGACCAAGAGGAGAAGUUGCGAAAAUGUCAACGGUAUCGGUCACAGGGUUGUACGAUCCGGUGGAUCCACGGAGGCCCACGUCAAAGUAGAGAAGCUUAGCGGCGUCCAGGCUGAUCUCCCCGCAUCCUCCUUCCACCUGCAUCCACCAGAACAUCAGGUAGCAGCCAACUCCUCCUCAGCGACACACAGUCAGACACAGUCCCCACCUGCAUCAGGGGCAACAGCCGGAGGAGGUCAUUCAAAUCGCACCUUGAAGCCCCGUAUACCCAAGCCACGAAGGCACCAGCAUCACAGAACAACCCUCGAGGGACAUGACCUAACAGGUGAACCCCCAGAGCAAGGGGAGGUAGGCACUGGCCGAGUCAAAGACCAUCAGGGGGCCUUUCCCCUCAGUCAGAAGAGUCGCUCACACAGACGGUCAAACGCAAGGGCAGCCAAACCAAGGACGGACAAGGUAGAACUGAACAAGGCGACGCUGGGUGUGAACCGAUCCAAGCAGGGGUCAUACCUGAGGAGGCAUGGGAAGAGGACUGACCAGCCGGAGCCAACAGAUGAGGUACAGGAGUCCGGGGAAGAUUCCAGCACAGACAGACAGGAGGACGAGAGGAGUUUGGAUUCUGAGCACCUGUGGCUUCAGAGGACCCAGAGGCUGAAGGUCACUCAGGGCCAUGGAGAGAGGAAACCUCAACCGAAGGGGGGAAAUGGCAAACCUCCCCUGCAGAACCGGCCCAACAGGAGUCACGCAGCUCGGACCAGAUGCCGGUUGAGCGCGCUCCCCGCCAGGCCUUCGGCUGCAGGGGAUACCCACACUCUGGCCGAGAUUAUGGUCAUCGACGAGGCCCGCUCCUCCAGCGACGCCUCGGACACCCCAACACCACCACCACGUCCAGCAGCAGCAAUACAGCAGCCCAGACGAUCCCGUCUCCCUGCCUCUCUUCCUUCCUCAGACGGGACCCCCAUGGUCAACCUGAACAUAAACCUGAGCACCUCCAAAGGCAGGGACCUCUCCCCCCACACCAGCAAAGAGCAGCAGCAGGCCGGCCUCCUAACGUUGGUCUCUCCCAGGGCCCCUCAGUGGGUGCUGCAGCCUCAGGUCUACCCCGCGCUUUUCACAGGCUCGGACAGCAGUCCAGGCCACUUCCCGCUCCCUCCCCACGCGGCUGGCAUGGGGCAGUGGGCCCUGCUGAUGGCCUCCCCCAGCGCUGCUCCAGAGGCUGGACAGCAGGGCCUAGACAUGCUAAUGCCCCCUGGUGGUGCUCAUUUAUGGGGCCUGAACAGUGAAAGAGUGACCAUGUGGCAGCCUAAUGCAGACUGGAGCCAGGAGCCUGCUGUGCAGACGCGCGAUCCCUCGCUCAAAUCCAGCCAUUCCACAGAGAGCGUGGGACCCUAUGCUGUGCUGCCCCCUAUUGGCAGGACCGUGGCAGAGGAGCGCAUGGCUGGCGGGGCUCUGGGCGGCACGGGGACACUCGGCCCCAGGAGCUGCUCUGAUGGGUACCUGGCUCAGCUGGAGAGGCAGAGGCACACAAAGGCACAGGCGGGAUAUAAGGUGUACACACUCAAGGAUUAUAAAAGUAUUAAGCACAAUGUGAAGCUUGGAGGUCUUGGACCAAGUAAUGCUGUAACAGAAACAACUGCAGAGAAAAUGAGACGCCAGAAGCUGUAUUCAGAUGUGAUCCGGCAGCAGAACAAGAACAUAAGUAGGAUUCCCUUUCUACCGGCUCGGGCAAAGACACAGGCCCCGGAGAGGACUGACAAGGACACGACUCCCAGGAGGAAGGCUUUGGAAUAUGCCAGAACUAUCGCAAAGCCGAAAGUGUCACCGAGGCCGAAGAAGGAGUCCCAGACGCAGACGCAGGCCGCAGGUGCUCAGGCCCAGGCGCAGUCGAGCUAUUUGAGUGAGGUGGACAUUGGCCGGCUGACCCUGCUGGAGAGCCUGCGCCAGCGGCACGAGCAAGAGAAGCAGGCCGUGGCUCAGCUCAGCGCUGUUCAUGCUAUUUAACCCGCCAUGGCGCAGGUUUGACUAGAUGUAGGGCUUUAUAAGGAAAUCUCUGAGCACUUUCUUAUCUUGUGGAGUAUAUUCUUUUACGCAGUCAAAUGAAAUGGCAUUUAAACGUCUUGGCAGUGCAAUCUGCCAUAUUGGAGGGUCUCCAUCAGAACUCAGUUCCUCCAAACACAUGUUGACUGAAUUUUCAAUGAGUUGUCAAGAAGGAACGAUGGAUGUUAAAAUCUUGUUAAAAUGUCCGUUCAUGACCUCAAAAUGCAUUUGUUGUAUAAUAUGUUUUAUUCAUAAAUAUUUUAAAUAAAAAGCAGUUUGUCCGUGGGUUAACCCAUGCGACAGAGAAGAUUGAACUCUUA
Molecule: messenger RNA, 3071 nt
Organism: Alosa sapidissima (American shad)
Lineage: Eukaryota; Metazoa; Chordata; Actinopteri; Clupeiformes; Clupeidae
Gene: jhy
Product: junctional cadherin complex regulator
Exons: 8
Coding region: 319-2715 (798 amino acids)
Biological process (GO): axoneme assembly
Source: RefSeq, a predicted model, not a curated record